ACUUCAGAAUACAAAAAAAUGAUACAGUGAUGUCGGUCUGAGUAGGCUUCAUGUAAGGACUGUGGGGAAAGAAGAAAGUAUUGGGUUAUGUACUAGGAAAGUGUAAAGUGUGUUUGGUUAUGGGAAUACCCUAUGAAAAACCCAAAGGGUGAAUUUUUAUGAGAAAAUAAAAGACUGACUUCACCAGAAAAGACUUUUUACAUUAAAAUGAAGUAGAAUGAAAUACAACAUUGAACAGGUCAUAUUGAGAGGCAAGAUAAUUGGGACAUGACCUGAAUUGGGAGUGAUGUGUCCUAUGUUACACCAAAAUCUGCCACUGAUGAGAGUGAUCAGUCAGUUAACCUGGGGUCUCAGAUUCAAUAAUAGAUGAGCUGAAAAUAAUGAAGGGAGGAUUCAUGCAGAAGCACGUUUUCUCAGAAGAAGGAAUGUGUAUGACUCAAAGUCCAAAUAGGAGUAUUAUAUUGGAUCAUCUUUCUUCUGGAACUUUGAGCCAGGAUUAAAGGAUAGCUGUAAAGUCAAGGAGAUAUUCUGAUGCAGAAAUCAGUUCUCACAACAUCUGAUUGAUGUCUGAUGAUGUCUGAUGUCUCACAACAUCUCUUUAGUCUUUUUAAAAUAUAUAAUUUUCUUUGCAGUAAGUAUUGCAACAUAUAUUUCCAUUCUAUAGAAGGAGAAGCAAAACUUCAGGAGUUUUUGAAGUAGGAAAGGUUAAAGCAGGAGGAUUGAGCCAAGAGAGUCUGAGGACAAUCGUAGGAGUCCUACUCUUCAUUUGGCACAAAAAUGACAAUGUUUAGUUAGGCAGAAGGUGAGUAUGGAUUGUAUAAACUAAGAACUGGAGAAGACUUUGCAGUUCAAGGAAUCCUUAGCUCUGUCUCCAGGCUAGACAAAAUAAGAAAUAAAAGCUAUCACUUCUGUGUGGUGCUUAUAGAAUAGAAUUAACAUAUCAGCAUUAUGGGAUCUUUGGGGUGUCGCUUUCCUGGCCAGUCUAGUGGCACCUUUGCCUGAGUUUUGCUCUGGGCCCACUGGGCUGCUUCUGCCCACUCGCACUUGCUACCAACCUGGAUCCCGGAUCCAAGGGAGAUUGAGACGGGUGGAGCAGAGAGGGGUGUGCUAGGGGUGUGUGAGCAAGCGUGGCCACUGUGCAGUCACACACACAAGCUGCUGCCCAGGUUGGGCAGCUCCAGGUGCCAGCACAGGCUCUCCAUGAGGUGGCUGGACCAGGCACACAACAAACAGCUUCCCCCUGGACCAGGCGCAUCACAAGCAGCUUCCAACAGUGGCACUGGCGAAUGCAGUGACGCCAACCAGGGCCCCAAAGAGGGAGUCACAGCCCGGGCUCAAGGAGCUCCCAGGUCUGGGCUUCUCCGAGGGCCAGAGCUCUUCUCUCCCUGUGGGGAGCAAGGGGCAUGUUGCAGCCCUGUUUGUGUUACAGCUCUUUUAACUUUGCUGUGCAGCUCCUCAGCUCCUGCAUCAAGCAGACAAGUGGAGAAUGAGACAGAUGAAGAGGAGCAUUACUGAGCAAUGGAACAGAAGGAUAAGGAAGAUGAAGAGGAAGGAGACCUGCAGUUAGUAGCUCAUUUCCACAGUAAGGAUGUCCUUUCCACAGCAAGGGUGUCCCAACGAGUGUUCAGCUUCUAGCAGAAAGGAGACCCUGGAGUGGCUGGCUCCUCUCUGCAAACAGGUCUUCCCAUUGAGUGUUCAGCUUUCAGCAGAGAGGAGGUUCUGGAAUGGGUAGUUUCUCUCCACAGGUAGGUCAUCCAUUGUCUUCCCAUCCUCUCUUCCAAUCUAGCUGAGUCCGGGGGAUUUUAUGAGCCUCAGAGGGAGGAAAUGCAUGCUGAUUGGUCCAUGGGCAGCCAUGAGUGGGCCCAGGGAACAGCACCACAAGUUACCUCUCUGGUCUGCAGGCUUCAAGCCCUCACCCGCUUGAGGGUGGGACUUCACUGGGGACCCAUCCCCUUCCACCCAGGAACCUGUCUGCCUCCUGCUCCCAGGCUGUUCAUGCCAAGGGGCGCCUGCAAGUCAGUGUCCAGCUGUCUUCAGACCCCUCUCAGCCUCCCUCCCACGCUUGUUGGUGCCCAAGUUCCAAAGGGGGCCGAGAUGGCAGGGGGCUGGCGUGUCAGCACUGUCCUGAGCGUGUGCACACUCGGCCAGGCUGUGACAGUACCCAGGCUCGGCCUGACCUUGCUCUGAGAUCAGAGUGGGUGCUAACAGUGGAGAGAAGCCAGGCAGCCGGAGUAGGCACCCUGGAGCCUGCAGUGGGCAGGGGGCUUUGCUGGGCCUCUGAGAGCACAGAAAAUGUCCACAGCCGCGGCAAGGUGGCUGCAGCUGCACCCUGGGAGCUCCUGCUCUACCAGUUCGGAAGGGGCGGGGCUCCUGCUUGUCCCUGGCUCACCUGCUCCUGAGUGUGCAGGUCCGGUGGCGCCUCCUUGCAGGCUGGGCUGAUGGGCGGGGGCGGGGGGGGGGGAGGAAGGGAAUGUUCCAGGUCCUCCCUGGGCCCGGGACUGUGUCCGGGGCAGGGAUGACGUCGCUGCAAGUUUUUCCCGUGGCCCCGGGGCUCAGGGGCAGCCCAGGACUCUCCCUCGCCCGGCUCACGGCCCUGCCUGGGGGGCGCCUCCGGAAGCAGAUCACGAGCCCUGGGGCUCAGCCCUCAGGCGCGUCUAGCUCGGCGGUCACCCCAGUGCAGGGAGGACCCUGGAGACGCGCCCCGGGCGGCCCUACUCAGAGCCUCCUCCCAAGGCCCAGGAAUGCGGGGCUGUCGGAGGUGUGCGCGGUGGCCACACCGCUGGCCGGGUCCCCAAAGCGGGCCCCGCUCCCACUUCCCGCCUUGGCCCCGAACCCUGGGUCCAGCCCCAGCGCUUUGUGUGCGAACACCGCUCCGCCCCGGACCCAGCUCCGCCUUGGGGCCCCUCUCUGCCUGCCCCUCCGUGCCCGACUACACUGCUUCCCCUCCGGCGGGCGACUCAGCCCGGUCCAUCGCGGCGGCUUCCAGGGCGGCAGGCUCCGGGAGUACUCCCGGGGCCGGCUCCAAGGACUGUUCCCCUCCUCCCCACUCCCACUCCGCGGCGGCGGCGGGCGAGAGCGGCGACAUAGGGCCAGGGUCCGGAGCGGUGGAGGCUCCUGGCCGGGGAGCACGUCGCCCCACCCGGCAACGCGAGGAUGGUGGCGGCGCAGUCGGCUGCUUUGGGGUCUCAAGGCACAGGGGACGCGAGGCACAGAUGUCCCACAGCAGCCACUGCGGCUCCUGCAGCUGCUCCGCCGCCGCUGCCCGCCCCUCCCUGCUGCAGCUGGCGUGAUGGCAGCGGCAGCUCUGGACGCCCCACUGCUGCCACCAUCAGCCUUGUGAAAUAGGUAUUACCUUAACAAAUGAAAUUGAAGCAGAGACAUGUAAUUUGCCCAAAGUUACUAAGUUAGUAAGUGACAAAGCUAGAAUUCAAGACCAAGAAGUCUAGCUUCCAUGCUCUUAACUUCCAACCAUGGUGACACCUCAAACAACUUCAGACAAAAAGGCCAGGAGAAAGUAUAUUUCAGAGCUUAAUAAACAUUAUAAUUAGCUGUCAAAUUAAGUAUCAAACCAGGGCACAGAACAUAAAAGAAAUCAGAGUAUGGCUAUGGGAACAAGACAACAGGAUUAUAAUUUUACCUCUUGGUUCUAGUUUUUUUCUUUGUUCAUAUGGAAAUCGUUACUGAAAAGGUACUUUAAGGAUAUGCUUGUUGCAAAUCAUUAGCUGUAUCACUGACCAAGAGUGUUUAUUCCUGAAAUACUAACUGAUUGCCUACUAUCUGCCAGGCACAAUAUCCCAUGCUAUAAUACAAAAUUAAACAAAAUAGGAUUCCUCCCUUAGAAAAACUCACCGCAGAGUAAAAGGAAAAGAUACACAUCUGGGUCAUUAUAAUGAUCAGGUGCUCAAGCUAUUCAUUGCCCCAGUGGACUGGAGAUACAAUGGCCUUCUCAAGUUUUGGGGUAUUACACUCAAAUUCAUAUGUAAUACUGGAGAAAAGGCCUAAUUACAACUAAAACUGGAUUUCCCACCAGCCUGGUGGCAUGGGAAUCUUGGAAUUAACAUUACGUAGAAUUUUUAAAAGUGAUGUAUCUUCUACAUCUGAUUUUGUGAACUGAAGUUUAUUCUUUCCAGGAAAGCAUAUAGAUACACGACAGGAAAUGAAAUGGAUACUUGUUGGGGUCAGUUUUAUGUAUAGUUUGUAUUUUAUUUUGAAAUAUGAUACACUGCUAUUCUCUUGCAUUUUCUUAUAUGUGACUCACCACUAACCCUAUAUUCCCCCAUUUCAGGCCAGUUGGUCAUAAGCAUCCAUUUGCCUCAGAGAAUACUGGGUUGUUAUGACAAGAAUAGAAAGUUGGAAAGAAAUAGAAUAUUUGAGUCUACCCUGUAAGAAUAAAAAGAAUAAAAGGGGUUUAAAUUUAUUUAGACCCUAUUGUUUAAUCAAGAAUUCUGGCCAGGAGCAGUGGUUCAUGCCUAUAAUCCCAAUGCUUUAGGAGGCCAAGGCAGGAGGAUCAUUUGAGGCCAAGAGUUUGAGACCAGCCUGGGCAAAUUAUUGCUCAGGAAAAAAAGGUCUUAUUUAGUAUUUUAGUCUUUACAAUGUUUUUUUCUAUUAUGAAAUAUUCUCUCAAAUACUUUAUGUCCAUCCACGUUGUCUGAGACAUGCCACUUUAACAUUCUAGUUAUGCUGUAGCUGUCAUUUUACCCUAAGCCGUUAGUAGUACUGAUCCACGUAAAAUUGGGCUGUUUAGGUGUUUAACUGUUUAAAUGUAUAAUAUAUCUGAUAUAUUUAUAUAUUGUAUAAAAAAUCACCUAACACAAUAGAUAUUUACUAUGUCUGCUAUAAAUAUAUAUCAUAUA
Pan troglodytes (chimpanzee) is the source of this 4853-nucleotide messenger RNA. RefSeq lists its product as uncharacterized. The record is from RefSeq and is a predicted model, not a curated record. Bases 2742 to 3290 code for a protein of 182 amino acids. NCBI's taxonomy places the organism in Eukaryota, Metazoa, Chordata, Mammalia, Primates, Hominidae. The transcript has a single exon.